Molecule: messenger RNA, 246 nt
Organism: Nerophis lumbriciformis (worm pipefish)
Lineage: Eukaryota; Metazoa; Chordata; Actinopteri; Syngnathiformes; Syngnathidae
Source: RefSeq, a predicted model, not a curated record
AUGGCUGAAUUAAGUUUCGUCAUCACCAUGUCCGUCAUGACAUUAUUUUGGGGUAUAAUUGGAGGAGUUGUUCCGUGGUUUAUCCCUAAAGGACCAAACAGAGGAGUGAUAAUCACAAUGCUGGUAUUAACUUCUGUGUGCUGCUACUUGUUCUGGUUGAUAGCCAUACUGGCCCAGUUGAACCCACUGUUCGGGCCUUCCCUUACCACGGAUACCAUCUGGUACCUUAACCUCCACUGGUCUUAA